Saccharomycopsis crataegensis is the source of this 1140-nucleotide messenger RNA. It is a transcript of the gene STE2, whose product is annotated as alpha-factor pheromone receptor STE2. The transcript has a single exon. Lineage: Eukaryota; Fungi; Ascomycota; Saccharomycetes; Ascoideales; Saccharomycopsidaceae. Gene Ontology annotation, molecular function: pheromone binding; mating-type factor pheromone receptor activity. The coding region runs from base 1 to 1140 and encodes 379 amino acids. Gene Ontology annotation, biological process: G protein-coupled receptor signaling pathway. Gene Ontology annotation, cellular component: membrane; G protein-coupled receptor homodimeric complex. The record is from RefSeq and is a predicted model, not a curated record.
AUGUCCGCAGAUGAUGCUUAUAUGGAGUACUUGAUGUCUCAAAACCCAUUUGAAAUCUUGUUGAACUACACUACCCCCGCUGGAGUUCAGCAAGUAACAUUCCAAGAAUUGGAUCAUUGGCUAUACCGACAAUGCCAAGGGUCGAUCAUUCAAGGGAUCAAACUCGGUGCUGGCAUCAUCAUGAUUUUGGCCACCAAUAUGUUCACCAGGAGGGCUAAUAAGAUGAAACCAAUGUUCUGGGGGUUGCAAGCAACGUUAUUUUUCAUGUGCUUGAAAUCCAUUUUUUACAUGUACUACUACUUGAGCAACUCUGGGAGCAUCACAUUUGCCUUUUCAGGAUACUAUGUGCUCGAUGUCACUAAUAGAAACAUGACCACAGUCACCGAUUUGAUUCAAGUGUUAUUCGUUGCCAGCAUUCAGCUCGUCUUGAUCUGCCAAGUAUGGACAUUGUACAAGAUCCCGGAAAACGGAUACGCGAAAAAUGUUCUCAAGUUUGUGGUAUUGGGGGUUUGUAUUGUUUUGGCAGUAGUAAAUAUUGGAUUUUACAUUGUCGAUAUCACUUUUGCAUUGAUUGAAAUCUACAAUGAGUCUGGGGAGACUAGUCCAAUUUGGACUUUCAACGUUCCAGUGAUUCUCUUUUUAACAUCGCUUUGGUUCCAAAGUUUCUGCCUCAUUGGCAAGCUUGUUUAUUGUGUUUAUCUCAGAAGACAAUGCGGAAUGAAGAACUUCAGUAUCUAUCAUAUUCUCUUCAUUAUGUCUUUCCAAUCCAUGAUUAUUCCGGCGAUGGUGGUCAUUGUGAGUUACAAUCUAAACGAUUGGACUUCCAACACUUUGCCGGAAAUUUCGUUCUUCCUUACCGCAAUGUUCUUGCCAUUUUCUAUUAUGUGGGCCAGCUCUAGGAAUGACUCUUCCAGUCCAUAUUCCACCGGUGGUUUUAUGGUCAAUAGCGUAUCGCAUGAUGAUAGUAUCUACGAUUCAGAAGGUUCUUUGAAAAUCAGCGAUAUUGAAAACAUUCCUGAAGAGGAAUCCACAAUUUCUCAAAACUACGCCAUGUACAAUGGAGAAAAAGGAAUUGAGGAGCAAGAAGAAGAUGAAGACGAGGCCAUAAGCCCAACCACCCUCCAUUCUAGAACAAUUUGA